GAUGGCCAGGCAUGUUUUUGCGGUAUCAACACAUAGCGGAUGACGGUGUCAUUGAAGACUAGCCUUGCGCUGAGUUUGUGUUAUCAUUCACAGAAGUGCCUGACUUACCUACUUCUUGUUGAGUUGGUCCAGUGGUUGAACAGUUGUAGGGGAUAAUUGAGUUGUAUUUCCAGUGAGCGAAAUCUCAGGACAAUGAGUCAGGACGAGAACAAGAGCUACAUCGAAUAUGUCAAGAUUCCACCAGAACUUGCACCAACCAUGUUGUCUGAUAUGGAUGAGAUUCCGGUUGUAAGGUUCGGAGAAGUGACGCUGGAAGUGGAAUUACAAGAUUUGAAACCAGAAGCCCAAGAAAUUGCUAGAAAAGAGCUCAGGGAAACACCGGACGUCUCAAGAGAAGCUGUGAAGGAGCUUCGUGAUUUAUUGAAAGAGGAAAAAGACUUAUUUGUGCCACUCGAUAACGAUGCCUGGCUCAUCCGAUUUUUACGGCCUUGCAAAUUCUAUCCCGAGAGUGCUAGAGAUCUGAUCAAGAGGUACUACAGCUUCAAAGUGAAGCAUGCUGAUAUGUAUGAUGGAUUGAUGCCUAGUAAAGAAACCAACAUUUUCAAAGCCAAUAUUCUCACAGUCUUACCAAACAGAGAUCAAUGUGGAAGAAGAAUCUUAGUUAUUGAAUUAGGAAAAAAAUGGGAUACUAGUAAAGUAUCGCUCGAUGAAGUAUUCAAGGGCUGUGUAUUAUUCUUGGAACUUGCUAUGCUAGAACCUGAAUCCCAAGUAGCUGGAGCUGUAGUUAUCUUUGACAUGGAUGGCCUUAGCUUAGCACAAACAACCAAAUUCACACCAUCCUUCGCUAAACGUAUCGUUGAUUGGCUACAGGACAGUGUACCUCUGAGGGUCAAAAACAUCCACAUCGUCAAUCAACCUUACAUCUUCAAGAUGGUCUUCGCACUUUUCAAACCUUUCUUGAGGGAAAAAUUGCGGGGCAGAAUUAUCUUCCAUGGAACUGAUAGAAAAUCUCUUCAUAAAUAUAUGGAUCCAUCCACCUUACCCCUGUGCUACGGUGGUACCAGAGAUUUACCAAGAGUAACAGGAGACCAAUGGUUACAGCUCCUCGUCAAAUGUGAUAAAGAAUAUGCUGCAAUUAACUCCUACGGUUACAACAAGAAACAAGAGAAGUGAAGAAAUUUUUUCAGUCAUUCAAAUAUAUUUUAUAGUUUAAAAAUAGUGUGGUGAUGUAAUUGUUAUUUAUUCUAUUUCUUUUCAUAGUUUUAUGUCUUUUGUAAAAAUCAUAUAUUUCGAACAAUAAGUUUAUUGUUUAUAAUAUAAGAGAUGAAUUUCUUAAA
Messenger RNA from Coccinella septempunctata (seven-spotted ladybird), 1337 nucleotides. Its product is annotated as clavesin-1. Gene Ontology annotation, cellular component: membrane. NCBI's taxonomy places the organism in Eukaryota, Metazoa, Arthropoda, Insecta, Coleoptera, Coccinellidae. The record is from RefSeq and is a predicted model, not a curated record. The transcript is spliced from 7 exons. Gene Ontology annotation, molecular function: phosphatidylinositol bisphosphate binding. Bases 193 to 1173 code for a protein of 326 amino acids.